UCUUAUAGGUGCAACCAUUGUUGUCUCUGGUGAUGGCCGCUAUUUCUCAAAAGAUGUUGUUCAGAUCAUAACAAAAAUGGCUGCUGCCAAUGGAGUAAGACGUGUUUGGGUUGGACAAAACAGUCUCAUGUCUACUCCUGUUGUAUCUGCUGUCAUCCGUGAAAGAAUUGGUGCAGAUGGAUCAAAGGCUACUGGUGCCUUCAUCUUGACAGCGAGCCAUAACCCAGGUGGUCCUAAGGAGGACUUCGGUAUCAAAUACAAUAUGGGAAAUGGUGGACCUGCCCCUGAAUCCGUUACCGACAAGAUUUUCUCUAAUACAACGACAAUCUCUGAAUACCUCAUCUCUGAAGACCUUCCAGAUGUUGAUAUUUCUGUUGUCGGUGUCACCAGUUUCAGUGGACCCGAAGGCCCCUUUGAUGUGGAUGUCUUUGACUCUAGUGUAAAUUACAUAAAGUUAAUGAAGACAAUUUUUGACUUCGAAGCAAUAAAAAAGCUGCUGAUCCCAAAGUUUACAUUCUGUUAUGAUGUGCUCCAUGGUGUUGCUGGAGCUUAUGCCAAACACAUCUUUGUGGAAGAGCUUGGUGCUGAUGAAAGCUCACUGUUGAAUUGUGUCCCAAAAGAGGACUUUGGAGGUGGUCAUCCGGAUCCUAACCUCACCUAUGCAAAAGAGUUGGUUGAACGGAUGGGUCUUGGAAAGUCAUCCUCAAAUGUUGAACCUCCUGAAUUUGGUGCUGCAGCUGAUGGAGAUGCUGACCGCAACAUGAUUCUGGGUAAAAGAUUCUUUGUGACACCAUCAGACUCUGUUGCCAUUAUCGCGGCCAAUGCUGUUCAAUCAAUUCCUUACUUUGCUUCUGGCCUGAAGGGAGUUGCCAGGAGCAUGCCAACAUCAGCUGCCCUUGAUGUUGUUGCAAAGAAUUUGAAUCUCAAGUUCUUUGAGGUGCCUACUGGGUGGAAUUUUUUUGGGAAUUUGAUGGAUGCUGGAAUGUGCUCAAUCUGUGGUGAAGAAAGCUUUGGCACUGGGUCUGACCACAUUCGUGAGAAAGAUGGCAUCUGGGCUGUGCUUGCAUGGCUUUCUAUUAUUGCUUUCAAGAAUAAGGACAACCUUGGAGGAGAUAAGCUUGUCACUGUUGAAGAUAUUGUCCGUCAGCAUUGGGCCACAUAUGGUCGCCAUUAUUACUCACGAUAUGACUAUGAGAAUGUCGAUGCUGGGGCUGCUAAGGAGCUGAUGGCAAACCUAGUAAGCAUGCAGUCAUCACUUUCUGAUGUUAACAAGUUGAUCAAGGAGAUCCGGUCUGAUGUUUCUGAAGUAGUUGCAGCUGUCGAGUUUGAGUACAAGGAUCAUGUUGAUGGCUCUGUGUCCAAGAACCAGGGCAUCCGAUACCUCUUCGGAGAUGGUUCACGACUGGUGUUCCGUCUCUCCGGAACCGGUUCUGUUGGUGCCACCAUCCGUGUCUACAUCGAGCAAUACGAGAAGGAUUCCUCCAAGACCGGCAGGGAUUCACAGGAGGCCCUUGCUCCACUGGUAGUUGGAAUUCGUGAAACAGUAUUAACAUCAUCAUCUGAACAGUCCAUUUCAGCACUUCCUUGUGACAUACCAUCAACAAUAGCAUUCCCCAGAGAAUUUGAAGGCAAAGGUUCAACUGUAGGAUUGGAGGAACUUGGUAAUGCACCGCAAGAUUCAUUAGUAUCACAAGACCUCUGCCUCGUAUCCUCAUCAGCACAAAUAUGGCCGGCUGUUGGCUUGCAAACAGUAGAAACGGUGGGCUGGCUGGAGGAUUCAGAUAACCCAACAGCAUGGCUAGCAACAUUACCUUGUGAACGCUGUGAUUUUGCUUCCAUCAACAUUCAACAGUGUAGUAUGACCAUUUCUUGUUUCUACAACAGGACUGAGGGUGGCACUUGUGGAUUCCAUGCUUCACAAAUUUGUCAACUUCAGGAUUGA
Molecule: messenger RNA, 1942 nt
Organism: Zea mays
Lineage: Eukaryota; Viridiplantae; Streptophyta; Magnoliopsida; Poales; Poaceae
Product: phosphoglucomutase, cytoplasmic 2-like
Biological process (GO): carbohydrate metabolic process
Cellular component (GO): cytosol
Molecular function (GO): phosphoglucomutase activity; magnesium ion binding
Source: RefSeq, a predicted model, not a curated record